Molecule: messenger RNA, 1542 nt
Organism: Macrosiphum euphorbiae (potato aphid)
Lineage: Eukaryota; Metazoa; Arthropoda; Insecta; Hemiptera; Aphididae
Source: the annotation of a GenBank genome assembly
AUGAGGAAUCAAUCAGAUGUAUUCGAGCUGCAGAACAUUAUUGUUGGCCAACAGCAGAAGCUUCAAUGCGUCAUGCUCGAAAAAAAAAUUGUGCCUGCUUUACCAAUCAGCAUUAAUGCAUUGGCAGAUUAUCUUGAUCAAAACCCAGAGCGUUACACUUGUUGUGAACAAGCGUUUUAUCAAGAUCGAACUGUAGAUAAUGAUGGUAAAACAACAAAUAUAUUUGGAUGUACAUCACUUAUCAGUGAUGUUGUAAGUCAAGGAGGAAACGAAGUUCAUGCUGAUGCAACUUUUAAAGUUACACCAGCCACGCCACAGUCUCGACAACUUUUUAUUCUGCACAUAAUUGUUCAAAAUCAUUCAAUACCCAUAAUCUACGCAUUGAUGGAGUCCAAGACGGAAGCAGCAUACACUUUAUUGCUUACAAAAUGUAAAGCUUUAUUUCCUUCCAUAAUACCUAAUUGUGUGAUGACAGAUUUUGAGACAGCUUUGCAAAAUGCAUUUUUAACUGUUUACCCUGAAACUGUUGCACAUGGUUGCUGGUUUCACUAUGUCCAGGCAUUAAUAAAAAAUGUUAAAAGACUGGGUCUAGCACAAUACGUGAAGGAUAACGUACAAGCCAAGAUCUGUUUAAAAAUGUGCGCUGCUUUAGCAUUAUUGCCGGUGAACAAAAUUGACGAAGGUUUUCAAUUAAUACGUCGCCAUGCCAUAGAUAAUAAUGUUAGAUUUGCUACAUUUUUUAACUAUUAUUCAAACUAUUGGCUACGGAACAGAGGACCUGAAGUUUUUUCUGUUUAUGGUUUACCUAGAAGAACCAACAACAAUGUUGAAUGCUUUCAUUCCCAAUUGAAGGAAAAAUUCCAAAUCCUUCAUCCUAAUUUAUGGACGUUUUUAGAACACUUGAAAAAUUUGAGCAGCAAGUACCAUGUGACUGUAAGACAACUAGCACUAGGACAGAGAAUAUCUCGUGCUGUUAAAAUUAAAUAUUUACUAAACUCUGGAAGAAUUUUAAAAUCUACUCAACAAUUGGAUCUUGGGCAUAUUACAUUAAAAGAAUUUUUACUACAAUGCUCACACAGUGCAGAACGUUAUAUCCGUGAAGAAAUGAACUGGCACAUAAAUGUAGAACAAGGUGUAAUAGAAGAAAAUGAAGAUGAAAUAGCUGUAAGAGUAGAAGAUCAUCAACCAGAGCUUCCUGUAAACAUAGUACUUCCUGAAAACCCUGAGCCAGAAGAAGUGCAUGAAUGGGAUGAAAGGGAUUUUUUUAUUCCCGAAGAUUUGGAGUUAGUUAGAUGGCAGGAAGAAUACGGAAAUGAUGAAUAUCCAGAUAAUAUUCCUUAUGUCCAAAUUGAUCAAACUCUUCAAGUGAAUCUUCAUAAUGAAGAAACAAUUUGUGUUGUGUGCAGGGAUGGUGCUAGGUCUCAUGCAUCUGUACCUUGUGGACACAGAGUAUUGUGCGCAGAUUGCGCAGACCAACUACGUACUAAUCGAUGUCCAAUUUGUAAUAGAGAGUCCACCGGUGUCAUUCGCAUUUGGCAAUAG